UCCAGCCUCCACCACACACUGCUUCCACUCAGAGUCAACCAUGUCGCAACAACUAAACCAACCCAAGCCCUUCACCAUGACCACCAUGACAUCCAUGUCAAACCAGUGGAGCUCAGGCAUCUGCGAUUGCUUCCAGGACGUGAAUAUGUGCUGUUUCGCCUUUUGGUGCCUUCCAUGCUUCACGUGUAAAACGUCAGUGGAUGCCGGAGAGUGUCUCUGCCUCCCGCUGCUGGACGCUUUUGGGAUCAUCCCGCCGAUGACCACCGCCCUCAGGGUGUCCGUACGCCAGCGUUACAACAUUGAGGGUACGGUCUGCAACGACUGCGUGUACAGUUGCUGCUGCGGGCCGUGCACGUGGUGCCAGAUAGCCAGAGAGAUGCAAGUCAGAAGUAACCCCAUUACAUUUGUCAACAUGGCCUCCUGAAGACCUUUAUCCCUGCGUUAUCGCUGGAGCCAACAGCAUCAGUUUUGACUUUGUGUCCACUUCCCUCAGCUGAAGAUAUCUGAGAUCUCCAGUCUUGGAAUGUCACAGAGCAGCUGAUAAAUGUUUGGGACAAAUGUGCCGUCAUAGAAUGGCACGAGAGGUUUGACCUCAGUGACAUGUUAUUAUAAAAAUUUUACACUACAUCAGGGGUGUCCGUGUCUUAGAAGUCUUUUUAUGGCCUGCAUACAAUUAAACAAGAAAAAUACAAAACAAACAAAAAAAUGGAAAAAUUAGAAAAAU
Messenger RNA from Doryrhamphus excisus (bluestripe pipefish), 724 nucleotides. RefSeq names its product plac8 onzin related protein 4 (gene ponzr4). The record is from RefSeq and is a predicted model, not a curated record. NCBI's taxonomy places the organism in Eukaryota, Metazoa, Chordata, Actinopteri, Syngnathiformes, Syngnathidae.